Neolamprologus brichardi is the source of this 4741-nucleotide messenger RNA. RefSeq names its product cdkn1a interacting zinc finger protein 1a (gene ciz1a). Gene Ontology annotation, molecular function: nucleic acid binding; zinc ion binding. Gene Ontology annotation, cellular component: nucleus. NCBI's taxonomy places the organism in Eukaryota, Metazoa, Chordata, Actinopteri, Cichliformes, Cichlidae. The record is from RefSeq and is a predicted model, not a curated record.
CCACCGGUUUGAUCAGAGGUUAUGGCUUCAGUUUUUGUGCAAGUUGCACCGUUGCUGUAAAGUGCGAGUGUUUAACUCUUCGGUUUGGUUUUACGUUGACAAUUAACACCCGGUGAGGUUUACGUCUCUGGGGGCAGCUGUAGGAAGAGAUCCUCUGUCCUAAGAGGUGCCACACAUUGACGGCUCUGACAACUCGUUGCAACGUAACGGAUUAAAUCAGAGCCCGUGAUGUUCAAUCCGCACAUCCAUCAGCAGCAACAGCAACAGUUUCACCAGCAACUGAGGCAACUCCAGCAACUUUUCCAGCAGCAGCAGCCUCCGCCUCCCCCGCCGCAGCCGCCUCCCGGACACCAUGUGGCCCAUCACCACCAGACACCCCGAACCAUUCCUGUUGCCCCCCAGACAGCACCCCCUCCCCGGAUGGUCAACCUGAGCCAUGCCUCGCAGACGACCAUCAUCGCCCCCAAUCCCAUGCUGCAGGGUGCUUUACUGAUGCAGCAGAUGCAGGGUAACAUGCGGGGCUUUGGGAUGGGUGGGCAGCAGUUUCGGCAGUUCUUCACAGCAGGGAACAGGUCGUCCCUGCUCGGGCCAGUUCCCAUGGGCAUGGCUAUCAAGUCUCCCAUCAUGGGUUUCCCAGCUGCACGACCCUUCCACCCACAUCCCCGCUACUUCAACAACAACAACACCACCGCCUCCUCAGCAUCCUCUGCCUCCUCUUCUUCAUCUUCCGCGGAUGCUGCAAAUCGACAGCCAGAUCGUAAGCGGGACAGUGAGCAGAUGGCAGCAGGGAGCUCAGAUGAGCAACCAGCAGCAGCUAGCAGUACCACUGGAGCUAAUGGCAAGACUCAAGCAGAUGGCGCUACGGGAGGACUGGAUGGGCCAACACAACUAUCUGAAGAGCAACUUGAAGAGCCUGCAGUGAAGAAAAAGAGGACAGAAUGCUCGGAAAAGCCCACAGAACAGGGAGCUGCCGAGGCCGUCACUACGGCAAACAUAGAUGGGGAAGCUCUUUCCUCGGAGUGUAGCAGCAACACAGAGGAUGUCCACCCUGAAGAAUGCAUCGCUCUGGAAGAAAGUGGCUCCAGAACAGGAUCAGACGUUGUCGACGCACUUGAGGAGACCAAAGUUGGUGAGGUGCAUAGCUGUUCGUCAGCCCCGUCCCCCUCUGGCAGGCCUAGUGAGGGUGACCGGCAGGCUAAUUUACCAGCAGAGGAAACUUCACAGAGCAAAGAUGCCCCUGUAGCUUUGCCUGAGAGCCAGGAUGAAGAGGAGGAGGGUGUGGCAGAGGGCUCCAGCAAGUUCUACUGUUAUCUUUGCAGCACCACCUGCCACAACCAGCAAAACUUCAGGAGUCAUAUGAACAGCAUUUCCCACCAGCAGAGGAUGAUGGAGAUCCAACACAUGAGCAAUGCCUGCCUCGUCACCCUGCUGCCUCGGGUGCAGGAGUCUCUACAGGGAGCAAACAAAGAUGGGGAGAAGAAAGACUUGAAGCGCUGGUGUGCCACCUGUCUCACACACUUCACGAGUAGCAUCGCCGACCACCGUCGCACAGAGGAACACAGGCUUGCCAGUAAAACAGACAUGUCCUCCUGUGCCAUCUGCAAGAAACACUUCAAGAACUCCCAGAUGUUUUUGGAGCACUUGCAGUCCCAGGAGCACAGACAGAAGCUCCAGGAAAAAGAUUGUGAGGCCUUCGCCAAACUUGCUUCAUUGGGCACAGAAGGUUUUUCAAUAGAAACAGAGGAGGGGACUGAGGAGGAGAAAGGAUUGAGUAAUCAAGGAGAUGGAGAGGACGGCUGGUCCUCAGAAGCGACUCUAAACGACGUGUCCAGUGAUGAGCAGUAUAACCCUGACACAGUCUAUGGGUCCAGUUUUUUAGUUCCAGUCGCAGGUUUUAUCUGCAAGCUUUGCAACAAGUUUUACAACUUUGAGUCUUCUGCCCUGCAUGGCCACUGCAAAUCACUGCAGCACUUUGAGAAUCUUAAGAGGUACAGAGCCUUGGUGAGUCGAAAAGGUGAAGAUGCUGAAGAUUCAAGAGAAUCUGUCCAACCUGCUGACGGCCUCAUGCACAUAAAUGAAACUGCCUCAGACUGUUCGGAUAAAAAUCUACUCUCUGGUGACACAGAUUUAGCGAUGAACCUUACAUCCUUGCAGCCCGUCGUCACGCUCACCCAACUUAAAAUGCAGAUACGGGGCGAGGAAAAGGGAAAGCCGGCCGAACCUGAGGCAACCUCAGAGGACUUGUCUACCACCUCAGCAACCAUCACUAGCAACAUGGACACAUCCCCUGCUGAGGUGCCCGCCAGCAGUAGUGUGGACAUGGACUCUGAGCCAUCAGCCGCUGCAGAGGAUGCCAAUGAAGAGUUGGAGGAGAAAGAAGCCCCUGCAACCCAGGGGAAAAAGAUUGGGGCGGGGAAAGCACCCAGACGCAGGUCGGGAAGGGCGGCAAACAGACGAUGAGGAAAUGAUGUGCACAGAAAAGAAACAGGUACAAUCACAACCACUGACAGGAUGUGACUAAAGAGGUGCUUCCAUGGAACAGAGACCAAGGAGUUUGUGGUCGAGCUCCUCACCGGACUGGAAAGUUGGAAUUAAAUGCACAGAGGAACAGGACUUCUCGUGUGAAUCGCUCUCCCAGGGUGUGAAAUUAACACAAUUGCGGGCGAAGCUCUUAAUUUUGGCUUUCAGUUGGAAAAUGUGGGCCAGCGUCAGCCAUCACUAUCAGAUUACACAUUAUUAUAAAGUCAUCUAGUCAAAAAUAAAAAGAUGAAGUAGAUACUGAACUUAAAGCUUUUGUGUUUAGUAUCAGUAUAAUCAGAAUAACUAAAUAGACCUUUUUUUCCCCCUUUUUUUUUUUUUUAACAACGAGAACAUCCUUGUAUUUGAUGCCCUCUUUGAACUGAUUCCCGUACUUUGGUCUCUGGAAAACUGCAACUAAGCAGAUUGUGCUUAUUUGUGUAGUCACACUACUACAGAAAUUCAUAGAGAGGCUGUUGCUUCAACAGGUGACAGGAAAAUAUAUAUAAAAUAUAUAUAUCUUUGGAUAUAAUGGCCCAUUGAAGUUUAAUUGGCUUUAUUCUAUCAUUCCAAAUCUGUGCAUUGGUUCAGACAUUGUAUUAUUUAAAACCUAAUAUUUGCUGUGCUGAAUUAAAACUGCACAUAGUGUUGUUUGCAUACUAACUAAAAAAAAUAAAGGGUAUUGUGACUUUUACUGUAUACAUGAAGGAUGUAGUUUGGAAUUAGGAAAUGCUGCUUGGUUGCAAAAAAAAAGCUAAAUGGAAGUUUAAAUAUACAAUCAAAUUUGCAGAUAUAGACGAAUCCAUAGUUUUGUUUUGGUUUUUACUCUUUUCUUCCUAAGCUGAAUUCCUCCAGUGACAUUUAAAAUUAAGACUGCUCGCUAAAGUGCUAAUUUUCCACCCUGUUGUCCUCAAGAAUCGGGAGUCUUAGAUGGCUCAUUAUCAGCUUUUUUUCUUUCUGUCUUUUUUUUUUUUUUUUGUGCUAAUUCUCUGGCUAGCUAGGUGACUGAUGGUUAGUACAACCUACCAGUAUAAAAGACUGGACUGAUGGUAAAGUGGAGACACUGGCUAAUCACACAUAGCACAUGGUGAAAUGUAGAAUGUAAGCACACUGCAUACUUGAGCAGGUGUCAACAUUUGUUUUAACACAAACAGGUCUUAGUGGCACAUGGACUGAGCGAAGAAAAAAAGCUGAAUCUUGGAUCUGAUCACAGCCUGGUUCACAGCAUUUUAUCUUCUUUUUUUAUGAAUGGCUGGGAUUUUGGGUUUAAUUUGAUGUUGCUGAUUAUGUUUUGGGCAACAAAAAGAACAAGGCAGUCAGCAGUGGUUCCCUUCACACUGAAAGCAGUUUGUAAGAGCCGAAUGUGGUAAUGGACACCUGUCGUCAAAAUAUAGUCCGGUGAAGAGUGUGUGUAUUUUUAAAAGGCCGUCAGCAGCCAAAAAUAAAGGGCUUCUCUUCUAGCAGUAAGGCACUUGAUCUAAAUGACGAUUCUUCUCGUUUGCAUAAGGCUGCAUGCACUUUGUCUACAUCUUGUUUUUCAGUUUAAACGCUGUGCUGUCGCUUCCAGGUGAGAAUCGAUGGCGCAGGCUACAUUUAGAUAAAAACAAUUGUUUUCCACUCAUGCUUUUUAAAAGCAUUCACAGCCCAGUGUCAUUGUUUUAAGUUGGUGCUUAUUUGACUCCAGUUUACCAUCAUUUUAUUUUAGUUGCUGUACCAAGAAUAGAAACACAGUUGGGCGAUAGUACAAAACUAUCAAUUAAAAUGUAGCAAAGAGUCCUGUAGAUUAUCCAGAGGUGUUACUCACAGGUGAGGGUGAAACAGGAAGCAGCACUUCCUUCAUCAUAACCAGCGCUCUGCUCUGGAAACAUUUCACCCUGUUUUAGAGAAACCUAUUAUCAACCACAGAGGACUGACACACGUAGCAACCCUUGUAGUCACGUCAGCGACUGUCACAUGAUUAGUGUUGUAUUCUCUCUGAAUGAAGGAGACGUGAUCUAAUCUGUGCUUUUAAGCUCCGAAACAGAACGGAGAGGCAAAAAAAAAGGGCAUGUAAAGGAUGACUUCAAACAAAGCUGUAUGUUUCUUAUUGUAUUUUUAUUCAGCUACUGACAAAUUGAGAUGAACAAACUGGUGAUGUUUUCUAACUGCUGGAAGUUUAUUGUAUUUUUGGAUGUUUGUUUUCUGUUUGGGAGUCAUCUUAAUUUAUAUUAAAAAUGUCUCAUAA